Messenger RNA from Solanum pennellii, 2127 nucleotides. RefSeq names its product zinc finger MYM-type protein 1-like. Bases 1 to 2127 code for a protein of 708 amino acids. Lineage: Eukaryota; Viridiplantae; Streptophyta; Magnoliopsida; Solanales; Solanaceae. Gene Ontology annotation, molecular function: protein dimerization activity. The transcript is spliced from 3 exons. The record is from RefSeq and is a predicted model, not a curated record.
AUGAGCACCCACAGAUCAAAAGCAUCUGUGGAUGAGCUGGUUAAAACCUCUGCAAUAAGAGGCGCGCGAAGCCACUGGCGAGGGAAUUUAUCUUUACAUAUUGAGAUUGAUAAGUAUGUCACAAGAUCGAAAAUUGGGUAUCCAAGUUCUAGCUCUACCAAUCCAUCUACUGCUUCAACCAUAGCUCCGAAAAUUCAAAAGAAAAUAUUUAUUUCAGAUGUUGAUUUAGAAUCUCUUGAAGCUAAUCCGGGAAAUAGAAAGCCCAUUGCAGAGUAUAAUCCUAAUAUACGUGAUGAUAUUAGGAGAUAUUAUAUUCUUAAAAAGCCUUGCCAACCUAAGGAUCAUAAAUUUCCUAAAACUAAGUUUGGGAAGGAAAUGCGGCAGUUCUUUCCUAAUUGGUUUAAGGAUCGUAAGUGGUUAGAGUAUAGCAUAACAAAAGAUGCUGCAUUCUGUUUGUGUUGCUACUUGUUUAAAAAUGAAUAUGAAAGUCGUGGAAAUAUGGUUGAUGUUUCUUUUACGAAGACCGGCUUUAGAGCUUGGAACAAAGCUACAGAAAGAUUUAGAGCUCAUGUUGGAGAUGUAAAUAGCAUCCACAACAAGUGUUUCAACAAGAUGCUUGAUUUGAUGAAUCAAUCACAAUCAAUACGCACUUCAUUUGAUAAAAAAUCCAAGAAAGAAAAAAGUGAGUCUCGACGUCGCUUGAGUGCUUCAGUUGAUGUGACAAGAUUUCUCUUGAAAUUAGGAUUAUCAUUUCGUGAACAUGAUGAGAGUCGAUCUUCUUCAAAUAGAGGUAUUUUUCUUGAACUUUUGCAAUGGUAUGGAGAUAUUAAUAAAGAUGUUGGAAGCAUUAUUUUAGAAAAAACUCCAAAAAAUGAAAUGAUGUGUUCUCCAAGUAUUCAAAAGGACAUUGUUGAUUCUUGUGCUAAGGAAACAAUCAAAUCUAUUCUUGAAGAUUUAGAUGGGGAUUAUUUUGGUAUAUUAGUCGAUGAAUCAAAAGAUAUAUCACACAAGGAGCAAAUGGCACUUGUUUUGAGAUAUGUUAACAAAGAAGGAGAAGUGAUAGAACGAUUUGUUGGUAUUGUUCAUGUUAGUGAUACAUCUGCUUGUUCAUUAAAGGAAGCAAUCUACUCUUUUCUUUCAGAUCACUCAUUAAGUCCAUCCCAAAUACGUGGGCAAGGUUAUGAUGGAGCUAGCAAUAUGCAAGGACAUCUAAAUGUUAUUCAUGUGCUUGAAUUUAUUGGAUGCGAGUGUCCAAACUAUACUGAUAGACUUCUUGCUAAAACUCUUGUGGAUACGAUUAAGAAAUUUGAUUUUGCCUUGAUGCUGCACUUAAUGUGGAAAGUUCUUAUGAUGACAAAUGAAUUGAGCUCCUCAUUACGAAGGAUGGAUCAAGAUAUUGUCAAUGCUAUGGGAUCUCUUGCUCUUACAAAGCAAAGAUUACAAAAUAUGAGGGAUAAUGAAUUCGAAUCACUAAUGGAUGAUGUCUCUUCUUUUUGUGAUAAACAUGAUAUAGUCAUUCCGGAGAUGAAUGCUAGCUACUUUCCUGGAAAGUCAAAGCGUAAAGCUCUUGAUGUUACAUAUUCUCAUCAUUUGCGUGUUGAAAUAUUUUAUGUUGUUAUUGAUUUGCAUCUUCAAGACCUUAAUAAUCGUUUUGAUGCUGUGAGUACUGACUUACUUCUCAGUAUGGCUAGCUUGAAUCCAGUUAAUUCAUUCGGUCGUUUUGAUAAAGGCAAGAUAAUGAGGUUGGCUGAAUAUUAUAUGAAUGAGUUUGACAAUAACAAGCUUCAGGAUCUCAGUUUUCAGCUUGAUAGCUUUAUAGUUUAUGCUCGUGGUUCUGACGAGAGGUUCUUCAACUUGAAGGGAAUUAGUGAUCUUGCUAAAGUAUUGAUCAAGUCAGAUCUACAUCAAACUUGGCCACAUGUUUAUUUGCUUAUCAAGUUGACUCUCAUUCUUCCCGUUGCUACUGCUUCUGUGGAACGAGCUUUCUCAUCCAUGAAGUACAUUAAAAAUGAACUCCGUAAUAGUAUUGGUGAUGAAUUUUUGAAUGGUUUUUUAGUUUGCUAUGUAGAGAGUAAGAUAUUUGCAUAUGUAAGUAAUGAUGCAAUUAUUUAUCGUUUCAACAUAUGA